AGAAAAGUCGGUAGGCCGCAGCGCUUUCCGCCACUUUCUAAUCUAAAACGAAAAGUCUCGAAUCGCCUGGAAUUUUCGCUGAAAUUCUCUAUUAAAAGGAAUUCCGACCAGUUCUGCAGAAUCCCUUGUUCAAUUUAUUUGCAAGAAACGAAGGUUGUGAUUUAGUUAGAAUAAGAAACUAUGGCCAAAGACGGACCCAACUGGGAUGGAUUGCUGAAGUGGAGCAUUGCUAACUCUGAUGGAACUCGACCUACUCGUAAUUUAAGUGAGGAAGAUAAAAGAUGGUUUAUGGAAGCAAUGCAAUCGCAGACCGUUGAUGUGAUUAAGCGAAUGAAAGAGAUAACUAUGGUUAUGCAAACUCCAGAGCAGGUUUUGGAAGCUCAAGGAGUUACAGCUGCUGAUAUCGAAGAUAUGUUGGAUGAGUUGCAAGAGCACGUUGAGUCUAUUGACAUGGCAAAUGAUCUACACUCAAUUGGUGGUUUAGUCCCUCUCCUUGGUUAUCUGAAGAAUUCACAUGCUAAUAUUCGAGCCAAAGCUGCAGAAGUCGUAUCCACCAUUGUACAAAAUAAUCCCCGGAGUCAACAGUUGGUUAUGGAAGCAAAUGGCUUAGAGCCUCUCCUUUCCAAUUUUGCCUCUGACCCUGAUGUAACUGUUCGAACCAAAGCACUUGGUGCAAUAUCUUCCUUGAUCCGCCACAACAAACCCGGUAUUGCUGCAUUUCGACUUGCAAAUGGUUAUGCAGCCUUGAGAGAUGCUGUGGGAGCUGAUAGUGCAAGAUUUCAAAGGAAAGCCUUGAACUUGAUUCAAUAUCUACUGCAUGAAAAUCAUUCAGAUUGCAAUGUUGUAAACGAGCUGGGGCUCCCUCGUGUAAUGUUGCAUCUUGCCUCGAGUGAGGAUGCAGAAGUAAGAGAAGCUGCUCUUCGUGGUCUCCUUGAGAUUGCCCGGGACAAGACAGGUGGGAGUAAUGGUGGUUUAGGUGAAGAAGAUGAGAAGCUGAAGCAAAUUCUCGAGGAACGAAUUAAAGGUAUCAGCUUGAUGUCUCCUGAAGACCUUGGGGCUGCUAGGGAGGAAAGGCAGCUUGUGGACUGUCUGUGGAGUACAUGUUAUAAGGAGCCUUCGUCCCUUCGAGAGAAGGGACUUUUAUCACUUCCUGGUGAAGAUGACCCUCCACCUGAUGUUGCCAGCAAGCAUUUUGAGCCUCCUCUCAGAGGUUGGGCUGCAAAUCAUACUGGCGAUUCAAAGCCCAGUGUGAAAAAGCAGGAGGCUCCUCUAUUAUUAGGACCAAUCCCUCCAAACUGACGGAAACCAAUAUUCAAGGUACCAGUACAAAAAAUCAAACUGAAUCUGAAAGGGGCUGGGAAAUCUUCACCUAUAGGCUGAAGCCGUAGGCUAGUUUAUUUAUCAUAUCCUGAUAAAAUUAGCACUAGAUUUGUUUAUUUUCACACUGUUUUUCCUUAUUGCACGCUGUUAUAUGCCUCUGGGUAUGUGUAUUCUCCUUUGGCUUAAUGGAAAAAUUAUUAGUGAGAUGUAAA
Molecule: messenger RNA, 1532 nt
Organism: Gossypium raimondii (Peruvian cotton)
Lineage: Eukaryota; Viridiplantae; Streptophyta; Magnoliopsida; Malvales; Malvaceae
Product: hsp70 nucleotide exchange factor fes1
Exons: 6
Coding region: 181-1299 (372 amino acids)
Molecular function (GO): protein binding
Source: RefSeq, a predicted model, not a curated record